CCCAGCUGCAGCCUCUCUCUAAAGACAGAUUCACGGAGGUUUUCUCCACAACAGCCAAGAUGUCUGCUGCCAGCUGUCUGCUGACUAAAGAUCAGUUCUUUUGCUCCAUCUGUCUUGAUGUCUUCACUGAUCCUGUCAGUACGCCAUGUGGACACAACUUCUGUAAUUCCUGCAUCACUAAUCACUGGGAUGUAAAUUUCCCAUAUAGAUGCCCAGUCUGUCUCCAAGUUUUCAACUCAAGGCCAGAGCUGAAGAUCAACACCUUCAUUGCUGAGAUAGUCGCUCAGUUCAGACAGUCAGCUCAGCAGGAAGCCAGCAGCUGCAGCAUCGUAGAGCAACAAGUUUCCAAACCAGGAGAAGUUCCCUGUGACGUCUGCACUGGAACCAAACUGAAGGCCCUGAAGUCCUGCCUGGUGUGUCUGGUCUCUUACUGUGAGACUCACCUGCAGCCUCACCUGACAGCUUCACGUCUGAAGAAGCAUCAGCUGAUGGACCCUGUGGAGAACCUGGAAGGCAGGAUGUGUGAGAAGCACGACAAACUGCUGGAGCUGUUCUGUAAGAACGACCAGAUGCUACUUUGUAUGAUGUGCUCAGUUACAGACCACAAGACUCAUGAUGUUGUUCCCCUGAAAGAAGAAUUUGAAGAAAAGAAGGCCGAGCUGGGGACAACUGAUGGUGAAAUGAAGCUGAUGAUCCAGAGGAGACGGAUGAAAAUUAAGGAGAUCCAACACUCAGUGACGCUCAGUAAGAAAGAUGCAGACAGAGAGGCAGCAGAAGGGUUUCAGGUCUUUGCUGCACUGAGAAAAUCUCUCGAGAACAGCCAGACUCAGCUCACACACACGAUUAAAGAGAGACAGAGAAAGAUGGAGAAACAGGCUGAAGGCUUCAUCAGAGAGCUGGAACAGGAAAUCUCUGAGCUGGAGAAGAGAAGCGCUGAGGUGGAGCAGCUCUCAUGCUCUGAAGACCACCUCCAACUCCUCCAGAACUUCACGUCUCUGAACGCUGCUCCACCCACCAAGGACUGGUCAAAAGUUGACAUCCAGCGACCUUCGUACUCGGGGGAUGUGGUGAGAGCUGUGAAGCAGCUGGAGGAGACGAUCGGUGAACUGGUGAAGAAGGCAGAGCUGAGGAUGGUCCAGCAGUUUGCUGUGGAGCUGACGCUGGAUCCUGAUACACCGCAUCCUGAACUCGUCCUGUCAGCUGAUGGAAAACGAGUUCAUCAUGAAGACCUAAAGAAGAACCUUCCAGAAAAUCCAGAGAGAUUUGAUGCUUGUCCCUGUGUCUUAGCAAUGCCAAGUUUCUCUUCAGGCAGAUUUUACUACGAGGUUCAGGUUAAAGGGAAGACUGACUGGGAUUUAGGAGUGGCCAGAGAGUCGAUGAAGAGGAAGGGGAACAUCAUACUGAAUCCUCAGAACGGUUUCUGGACCGUCAGUUUAAGAAGUGAGAAUAAAUACAAAGCUCUCUGUGGUCCUCCAGUCCCUCUCUCUCUGAAGUCCCGUCCUGAGAAGGUGGGGGUUUUUGUGGAUUAUGAGGAGGGUCUGGUCUCCUUUUAUGACGUUGAUGCUGCAGCUCUGAUCUACUCCUUUACUGGCUGCUCCUUCACUGAGAAACUCUACCCGUACUUCAGUCCUGAUCUCAAUCACGGUGGUAAAAACUCUGCCCCUCUGAUCAUCAAUCAGUUACCCCUAAAGCCUAUCUCAUUAGAGGUCAAUGUGAGUGGAGGCCAGACCCAACCAGUGGGGAGGGUAUCACAGGUAGCACGUUUUAUUGGGUUUGCUAAACCAAGCAAAGCCCGAAGACCUCUCACUCAACCUCUCCAUCGUUAAGUCGAGCAGUAGAAUGGCUGGUGGGUAAAGAGGAAAUCUAGGAGCACUAAUUUAACAGUGUAGUAAAUUCUUAACAUCAAGGAAAAUAAUGCAUAAAAAUCAAAGUUAUUACCGUAAUCAAGGUCAUAAUAAUUUGCUUCUAGAAAAUCUAUCUUCACAUGGAGUAAAAGAGAAAUGUUUCAUUUUUUGUGUCAAAACCUGAAGACUUCCUUUAACAUCCUAACACAUUUGUCUUGAAGGACAGAAGAAUGUCAGCUUCCUAAAAUCAACUUUAAAAAUAUAUAUUUUUCCACUUUAAAUGAGCCACUCUUUUAAAACUACUUCAGCCCGAAUAUGCAUAUUAGAUGUUAAUUAUAUUUUUUGUUUUUAACCCUUUAAAGGUCAGUAUGUUACAAAACACAUUUCUUUAAUAAAAAAACAAAACAAAACAUUAUUUCCAUAAAAUAAAUUCCUAGAAGUAUUUGAUUAUGAUUAUUAGGUUCUGAGAUGGGUCAGUGAUUGGCAGCAACACUGAUUUAGAUGCAUUGUUAUUUUUUCAAUAGAAUUUCAAUAGAAAUGGAAUUUUAUAUAUAUAUAUAUAUAUAUACAUAUGUAUAUAUAUAUAUAUAUAUAUAUGUAAAAUUCCAUGAAAUGUACUUAAAGGAGGAGCGCCCGGGAUGACAGUUUUUAAUAGAGCAGAAUAAAAAUGUGACAUUUUAUGGCAUUUCUUUGAUAGGAAAAAGUAGCGCCACCUGGUGGACAAUUAUAAAAAUUUAAAACGGAAAGCCUGUAGUCCUAAAUGAAAUCUUAACAUAAAGGAAUGCUUAGGUUUAUGUUGAGAUAAAUGUGGGAUCAAAAAUGUCAUUUUCAAGGGGACAUUUUUUGUCCUUAGGAACAAAUGUGGCGGUUUUUGUGUACAUGACGGGAGUGUAUGGGGUAUAGAAGGAGGAGACCAUGGACUGUUUCCAGCAUUUAUUUGCUCCUGCAGAAGACAAUGAAAACACUUAAAUUGCCUUCUGGGAUCUGGUUUCUGCACCUCUGCUCCCUCAGCACAGCAUAAGAGCUCUGUGCAGUGCUCAAUUUACAUUUUACAUACAUACAACCAUAUUGAAAUCACAUUUCUGCUUAUAUUAAACUCUGUGAACACAUUAAUAAUCAAGAGCUGCUAAAUUAGGCUGAAAAACAUCUGUUUUCUAUCAAAUUUAACAGUACUUUCCUCUUAAACAAUGAGAAACAGCACAAGAAACUAUCAAACAGUGACACCUAGUGGCCAAAAUAAAUAAGCACACAUGGCCAUUCUGUGAACGGGAACUCAGAACAUUUAUGACAUUUCUCAAAGAAAACGUACCUGCAGACGACAAUGAAAACACUUUAAAUUGCCCUCUGGUAUCUGGACCUCUGUUCCUAAACAUACAAGAUGAUAAAGUUUACACUUUCAAAUUGCUGCAAAUGCUACACUAAUCACAUAGCAAUGUUGGACACGGCCUGUUUCUAUGGCGCCAAAAACCCUACGUUAAAAUAGCUUUUAAAGUCAUAUUUUGCCAUCAAAAACAAAUCCACUUGACUGGUGAGGGUCAUAAAAUGAACAUGAAACAAUAUACUCUUAAAAAUUCAAUCGAAAUAGCGUAUUUUUCACCGUUAACAACAUAAUAGCACCGCAGCAUUUUCCCACACAACUUAUCCUCAGCACAGCAUAUCAGCUCUGUGAGGGAACAGCUACGGUAUGCCAGGAGGUACAGAAGCCACAAAAGGCAAAAAGAGUUAGUUCCAAAAGAAACAUUAAUUUGAAAAUAACAGUCUAUAAAAAUGACUCUAAAGUUAAAAUUCACUAAUACUUAACAGAAUGAAAUAAAAUAAAUGAUAAAAUUCUAAAAUAUUUCUGUAACCAAAGGUACAUAGUUAUGUGCAUUUUAACUCUGUUACAUGAAGACUAGCCUUUUUAGGCUAAUUUAAGGAAAUGAAAUGACAGCAUGACGGUUCUAAAAAUUUUAAAUUUUUAUUUGAGCUGCGUUCAUUUAACACAGCCAAAAUGACUUGAAAAUGGGUGAGAAAGCAAACAACUAUUUUUAUCCUAGUUUAUCACCAAAAAAUACAUUUCAUUUUCUGGAAGUUGCAUUUUAACACAUUAAGUGUCUUUUUUUUUCAACCGGCUUUAAAAUGCAAAGAUGUGUCGCCUGGUUUAGUUAUCUAACUGGCUUUUAUCCUGCUGGUUUCAACAUUGGAUUUAUACUUGGAAUUAUUUAGACUUAUUACGGAGUUUUGGGAUCUUACCACAGCCGCUUUGAUCAGAGGAGACUGACUGACAAGCAGCAGCAGUUAGAGUUUUUGUUUUUUGGUUAAGUGUGACACAGGAGGAAUUAUAUCCACCAAUCACAUAUUUCUAACUAAAUCAGCUGAGGAUUAUUGGUUGCCAAUCAACCUAAGCAUCUCUAGAUUUAACCAACAUUAAUAAAUGUGUAUUCUUUCUUUUUCUGUUUUAUUUUCAAUGUCAUUCACUUUUACUACUGUACAAAAAAAUUAAACAGCACUGCUUUAUUCUGAAGGAAUUUGAGAUCUGCUCACAAAGAAAAGAAGCAUUUGAAUGUUUGAAUUAAACCUUCACUAAAUAGAUAAAUGUAUAAUAAAUGUUUAUGUGUGUUUGAUAUGAGCAAAA
Cheilinus undulatus (humphead wrasse) is the source of this 4458-nucleotide messenger RNA. RefSeq names its product E3 ubiquitin-protein ligase TRIM21-like. NCBI's taxonomy places the organism in Eukaryota, Metazoa, Chordata, Actinopteri, Labriformes, Labridae. The transcript is spliced from 2 exons. Bases 60 to 1826 code for a protein of 588 amino acids. Gene Ontology annotation, molecular function: protein binding; zinc ion binding. The record is from RefSeq and is a predicted model, not a curated record.